GAAGCAGAUUUAAAGGAAAAUAUUCGGCUGCAAGUGGAGAUAUUUCGCUUCAGAUAGCUACACAGAGAGGAGAGAGACAGCUCGCCGGCCAUGCAGCACUACGGCGUGAACGGCUACUCUCUGCACGCCAUGAACUCACUGAGCGCCAUGUACAACCUCCACCAGCAGGCGGCGCAACAGGCCCAGCACGCCCCUGACUACAGGCCCUCAGUACAUGCCCUCACUCUUGCAGAGAGACUGGCUGACAUUAUCCUUGAGGCCCGGUAUGGCUCCCAGCACCGAAAGCAGCGGCGCAGUCGGACGGCCUUCACCGCCCAGCAGCUGGAAGCUCUGGAGAAAACUUUCCAGAAGACACACUACCCUGAUGUGGUGAUGCGGGAACGUCUGGCCAUGUGCACCAACCUGCCUGAGGCUCGCGUUCAGGUCUGGUUCAAGAACCGCAGAGCCAAGUUUCGCAAGAAGCAGCGCAGCUUGCAGAAGGAGCAGCUCCAGAAACAGAAGGAGGCAUCUGGAGCCGCAGAGGGCUCUACAGAGGACUCCAAGACUGACCUCAACUCCACCACCACUACCACCCUGGUUCCUGACGCCCGCACUCCUCCCCCUCCUUCCUCCUCUUCAUCCUGUCACUCAGAGACAGAGAGGCUGGGAGCCGCACGGCCGCAGCCCGGAGAGAUGAGCGUGGAAGUCAACGUCACCUCCCCUGAGCCAUCGGACAGCGAGUCAGCAGCUGAAGAUAAUGCUGACAGAGAAGAGGACGAAAUGAGGGGGGAGGCAAGGGUGAAGAUCAGGGAGGAGACGCAGGGGGAGGGAGGCGCACUGCCGGGAAGAAGCUCCCCAUCCUGCAAACAGCUGAGCCCCACAUCAGACUCUCCCCUAAGCUCUCCCACCUUGCCGUCCUCCAGCAGCGUGACCAGCGGUUUGGCGCAGAGCAACUCCUACGCCUCGUCUCCCCUCAGCCUCUUCCGGCUGCAGGAGCAGUUUCGGCAGCACAUGGCCGCCACCAACAACCUGGUGCACUACCCGUCUUUUGACAUGAGCACGCCGUCAUCUCUGCCCUACCUGGGCAUGAACGUCAACAUGCCGUCCCCCCUGAGCUCCCUGCCCUGCCAGUCCUACUACCAGACCCUGUCGCCCCAGCAGGUGUGGAACAGUCCGCUGCUGCAGGCGGCACCAGGCAGCCUCCCUGGAAGCCUCAACAGCAAGACCACCAGCAUCGAGAACCUCCGUCUGAGGGCCAAGCAGCAUGCAGCCUCACUGGGAUUGGACACGCUUCCCAACUGAAGCUCGGGCUGCUCGGUCAAAGCGUUCGCCCUCUAGUCAGGGCCGUAACAUAUUAUGGGUUCUGUUCACACAAGGUGACUCUAGGCCCCUCUUCACUUUCAUUGACCUCUCACCACUGUCACCAACUAUGUGAAUCUGUUCAA
Messenger RNA from Plectropomus leopardus (leopard coralgrouper), 1424 nucleotides. The record is from RefSeq and is a predicted model, not a curated record. Lineage: Eukaryota; Metazoa; Chordata; Actinopteri; Perciformes; Serranidae.